This is a messenger RNA of Monoraphidium neglectum, 1278 nucleotides long. Its product is annotated as serine--glyoxylate transaminase. NCBI's taxonomy places the organism in Eukaryota, Viridiplantae, Chlorophyta, Chlorophyceae, Sphaeropleales, Selenastraceae. The record is from RefSeq and is a predicted model, not a curated record. Gene Ontology annotation, cellular component: peroxisome. The transcript has 8 exons. Gene Ontology annotation, molecular function: L-alanine:glyoxylate transaminase activity; L-serine:pyruvate transaminase activity. Bases 1 to 1278 code for a protein of 425 amino acids.
AUGGGAUGCACCAUUGAUCACGCGCAGCUGUCUGCCUCGCUGAGUGUUGUGCUGCAGGCUGCUCGGGACAUUUCUCACCUUGGGCACCACACCAGUCUGGCGGGGUACGGCCCGGCAGGACCCGUCAACAUCCAUGAGCGCGUGCUGCGCGCGAUGUCGGUGCCGGGCCAGAACCACCGCGACCCCUGGUUUGCAUCUUGGUGGAAGGAAAUCCUGGAGGAGUCAAAGCUGAUCUAUGGCACGCAGCGCGGCACCCCCUUCAUCUUCAGCGGCACCGGCACCGGCGGCUGGGAGUCUGCGCUCACCAACACGCUCUCCCCGGGCGACAAGGUGCUCACCUUCCGCUACGGCCAGUUCUCGCACCUGUGGGUGGACAUGAUGCAGCGGCUGGGGCUGGAGGUCGAGGUGUACGACCGCCCCUGGGGCGAGGGCGCCGACGAGGCAAAGGUGGAGGAGGUGCUGCGAAACGACACCUCCCACAAGAUCAAGGCGGUCUGCAUCGUGCACAACGAGACGACGACGGGCGUGACGUCCGACGUAGGCGGCGUGCGCGCGGCGAUCGACGCCGCGAAGCACCCCGCGCUGCUGAUGGUGGACGGCGUGAGCAGCAUCGGGGCGCUCGAGUUCAAGUUUGACGACUGGCGGGUGGACGUGGCGGUGACGGGCAGCCAGAAGGCACUCAGCCUGCCGACGGGGCUCGCGCUGCUGUGCGUCAGCGACAAGGCGCUGGACGCCCGCAAGACUGCGAAGCUGCCGCGAAUCUACUACUCGUGGGACGACCAGCUCAACACCAACCCCAGCGGCAACGUGCCCUACACCCCCAGCCUCAUGCUGCUGCACGGGCUCAAGGAGUCGCUUGCGCUGCUGCGGGAGGAGGGCUUUGACAACGUCGUGGCGCGCCACCACAGGCUGGCCGAGGGCACCCGCAAGGCAGUUGAGGGCUGGGGCCUGAAGCUGCUGUGUAAGCACCCGCGGUGGCAGAGCGACAGCCUGACUGUGAUCGAGGUGCCGGCCGGAAUCGACAGCAACCUUAUUGUCAAGAACGCCUACUCCAAGUACAACCUGUCUAUCGGCAUCGGCCUGUCCAAGGUUAACGGCAAGGUCUUCCGGAUCGGCCACCUCGGGAACAUGGACGAGCUCAUGAUGUGCUCGGCGCUUUCGGGCGCGGAGAUGGCCAUGCUCGAUGCCGGCAUGAAGAUCACGCCCGGCAGCGGCGUCGGGCGCGCCAUCGAGUACUGGCAGAAGACCAGCAAGGUCAUCCCCACCCGCGAGGCCUAA